Molecule: messenger RNA, 2535 nt
Organism: Lachancea meyersii CBS 8951
Lineage: Eukaryota; Fungi; Ascomycota; Saccharomycetes; Saccharomycetales; Saccharomycetaceae
Source: the annotation of a GenBank genome assembly
AUGGUUGGCGAAAAGACUGGAUUUAGGUCGCGCAAACGGAGAACAGCACGGGCGUGCGAGGUGUGCCACGCCCGCAAGGUCAGAUGCGACGCCCAUGAAAGGAUGCCUUGCACGUCUUGCCAGACUUUUGGGCUUGUGUGCAGGCUGCGAGAGGUUAAAAGAGGCAAAAACGGCGGCCACGAGGGCCAUGAGGAGCUGGAUGCAGGUGCAGGUGCCGGUGCAGAGCCUGAGGGCCACGGUGACCUGGGACACGAGCAGACUGUCAAGGACGCGGUGUCGAACGGCAUGCCAUAUGGCGACGAUUAUCUGCGCAACAGAGGCGUGGAACCCGGCGUCUUUGUGGACGCGGAGCGGCGGGACCGCGACCGUGUGCAUGUGUACUUUGGGUCGUCGAGUUUUCUGAGUCUGUUGACGGGAUCAUCGUUCCCAGACGAGUCGCAUUUCGUGUCGGGCCAAAAAUUGCGACACACGCUCCCGCGAGCGGGCGAGGGAAGCCCGCGUGUCGCCAACAUGGAGAUUCUCCGCAUCUCGGGCGCUUUUCUGCUCCCUUGCAAGUCAAUCUGCGAUGAGCUGGUGAAUUUGUACUUUUCGUGGAUUCACCCGCUAAUGCCCCUGAUGGACCAAACCGCCUUUUUGAAAGAGUACGAGUCCAACACUUGCUCCAUAUUUCUGCUGCAAGCGAUGCUGUGCGUUGGUGUCAAGCUGUCUCAAAAUCCCCUGUUGACCGAUAAAGAUGGCUCCACAGAAUUGGCGUCCAACAUAUUCUAUGGUCGAGCCAAGGCUCUCUACGAUGGACGGUACGAGGAAAACGAAAUCGCCCUGCUCCAGGGCAUGAUUUUGCUGAGCAAACAGGCCUUUCAAGAAAAAAAUCUUAUCCACUCUCCACUGUACUACAUGAAGAACGCAAUCACCGUGGCGCAUACACACGGGCUUCAUCGGUCUGCGGACUUCCAUCCGACUUUGACCAACAACGAAAAGAAGACUCGCAAACUCAUUUGGUGGAUCCUCUACACUUUGGACACAUUCGCCUCUAUUUCCAUUGGUAGGCCGCAGGCGAUCCACCUAGAAGAUUGCGAUAUUCCCUUGCUUACCCAUGAUGACUUUGUAUUCGACGGACAGGCUCCAGAGCUCAUUACACCCAUCGACUAUAGAGAUUGCGUAAUUUCCACGGUCCAGAUCGCGGAGAUUAUGUCCAGAGUUUCAAGAGAACUAAACAGGCCCGUGGCUGCUCCGAGUGACAAGAAAACUGUUAUAAGGCAUUUCGAUGUAAUCCUCCAGCGGUGGCGCGAAAAUUUGCCCCCAACCUUAAGCUAUAACUCCAAUGCCGAGAUAUUUACAAAGCAUUCGCUGCCAAAAGCAUUUGUCAACGCGUUUUACUAUAAGACAUUAUGUCUCCUGCAUAAAUCCAAUAUUCACGAUAUGGAUGCUGCAAGUGAUGAGCAAUAUGUUUCCGCAGGUAUUGCCUUCCAAGCCGCACACUCCUUAAGUUUAAUCGGUCAGAUAUUACUCGAUCGCAACGAACUCGGAUACUGUUACGUUGGCCACGCAUAUUGCUUCUUCGAGGCCAUGAUCAUCUUCGUGCAUCAUAUGCACGACCCUGAUUCUAUCUUCAGACAGAUUGCAUUGAAAUGUUAUCACGUUCUGGAAAGAGUGCUUUACACACUCGGAAAACAGUGGAACUCGUGCACCCUCUUAAGUCAAAUCCUAUUCGCCUUUGGUCAAAACCCGGAGUAUGUUCGGGCGGUCAUUGCGCGGUUCAAAGCGAAAAUGAAGGAUUUGAAAAACCCUUACAUACCUAUUGAGGUUCCGAGUCCCGCUAGAAGUCUGGAAAUGGAGUUACAGAAACUUUCUCCUGCUCAUUCCAAAAAUUGGAGCAGUCCCCCUUUACAGCCGCCUGGUGUAAAUGCACCUAACCAUCCUUUCGAUGUUUAUGGCUCCUAUACUUCAGUUCCACCUUACGCAACCCAACCCCAUCACGAUCCACACAUGAAGUUUCCACCAUAUUUGAGAGGCAAUGCGCCCGUGCCAUAUGUGUCAACUGCAGCGCCAAUUGCUCCGUAUUCGGGCGGUGUCUCUAGCGAACGGAAUUUCACCACAACAAACAUCUCUCAGGGUGUUUCCUCUAGUCAAGUAUUUGAUCCACAUCUCUUGUUUCCAGACGUUUCGCAACCUUUGCCUGCCGACUUUCACUUCGAUAGCAACCCCCACGUACAACGGAGACCUGAAAUUGGAAAUGCACAAACUCAUGAUGCCACUGGUGUGCAAUCAAGCUUGCUCACGGGCGCUACAGAUUUACAGUUCGAUGGUGGGAACUAUCAAGAAAAUCCCGAACAGCAUUCAGGAGCUUCGGGGCAAGAAGAGAAAGCUCCACCUAAAAUAACGUCCAUCCCUCUUCCUCCUGGAUUUUGGGACAGUAUCCAAGUGAAUCUAAACUUUUUUAAGAACCCUGCUGAGAGCUCUCAAACUUGGCAUGUGAGCUCUCGCGAUGAGGCCGCUAAUCUAAAUUAUCCAUUAAGUGACUCUGAAAAUAGCUGA